Messenger RNA from Lathyrus sativus (Indian pea), 1857 nucleotides. NCBI's taxonomy places the organism in Eukaryota, Viridiplantae, Streptophyta, Magnoliopsida, Fabales, Fabaceae. The record is from the annotation of a GenBank genome assembly.
AUGCAUGUCGAGCUUGUGAAAAUGGCUUUAGAGGAAACUGAUUCAUGGAGUUUAGGAGGAAUAAUUGGAUCCUUUAUUGACCUUUUUGUAGCUUAUGUGUUACUAUGUGGAUCCACUUUUGCUUUCUUUCUUUCCAACUUUCUUAGGGUUUUUGGAUUUUAUCUUCCUUGUCCUUGCAAAGGGAUUUUAGGUUAUAGGAAUAGCUAUCUUUGUUUUCAUAUGUUAUUGUUUGAAUGGCCUUUAAGGAAGAUAUGCUCCAUUCAAGUAAUGGCGUUGAAGAGGUUUCCAUUUGAUUUGGUUUGGGUGAAGAAAGAUCAUUCUUUGAACAAUAUCAAUGAGAACAAAAUGGUUGUUAAUGUUGAUGAGAAAACAUGUGGUAAUAAUGAUAAUAGGAUUGUUGAAUUGGAAGAUGAGAGUUUGAGUUCGAGUCCGCGUUUGCGGGAAAUUGGGUAUGAUGUUAAAGGAAAGGGGGUUUUGAGUUUGAAACGUAGGUCAGGGUUUCGGCGUAGGAAGAGGAGUGGUUAUGAUUGUGGAAAAAUCGAUUCGGUUAUUCGUCGUCAUAGCUUCCAGUCUGAUGUUACAUUCACUUCCGCGACUUAUGAUGGAAGCAGCUGUAUGGUUAAAGAUAAAUCCAGUCAGAGCUCGAAUUCUGCGUCAGGGAAAGAAGGUAGUUUGCAAUACAAUCACGAUGACCGGUCGAGCCAUGAAUUGGAUGAAAAAACAUGUCACAGUUAUGAAUUCAAUGCAUCAAUAAUUGAAAGUCCUACUGCACGAGCUAAUGUUCAUAUUGUUGGAAAUGAAGACAGCCGAAUCAAGAUGUAUGAAAACGCGAUUGAAGAAGAGAAAGGGGCUUACGCGGCUCUUUAUCUAGAGCUAGAGAAGGAGAGAGCUGCGGCUGCUACUGCUGCUGAUGAAGCCAUGGCUAUGAUAUUGCGUCUGCAAGAGGAGAAAGCUUUGAUGGAAAUGGAAAUGAGACAAUACGAUAGGUUGAUUGAAGAAAGAGUUGCUUAUGAUGAAGAAGAGAUGAGUAUUAUGCAAGAGAUUCUUAUAAGAAGGGAAAAGGAGAAUCUCUUUCUGGAAAAGGAACUCGAAAGUUAUAGGCAAAUGUGUUUGACAGGAAAUUGUGAGUCGAAGUCUAAGUCGGCGGAUGUACGGCUUAAUGAAUGGAAACAACGGUCACCACUUUCGUUUGAAAUAUAUGAUGAUCCACCGCAGAAAGAAAGCAUCGUGUCAAAUGUUAAGAAAGAUUUUACGAAUACAGAACAUGGAGAAGAGCUUGAGAAAAACACUAGACACAAGAAUCAAGCGUGUGAUGAUCUGAAUAGCUCUUUCGAUGAUACCGAGUCUGAUGUUCUUGAUGUCCAUGUUAUUGAUGACAACAUUGAACAUAAGGAAAAGAAAACUGAAAAUUUAAGCAGCUCUUCAUGUAGUACUACUCUCUCAGACAAACCGAUGAAUACACGUCUUGAAUGCGCAAGUUGUUCAGAUGCUGACUCAAAAUACAAAUCUAUGUCUUUCGACACUGAAAGUGAUUCUCCGUAUUUGGUUCAUAAUGAAAAGUUGAGGAUUGACAAUGAGAUUGAAGUUCUUGGAGAAAGGUUGAGGACAGUGAAGCAUGAAAAAGAGAAAUUGACUUUGUUUGCAGACAAAGGCGAAAACGAAAAAGGUCAGUUGAAGCUUUUGGAUGAGAUAGCAGCCCGUCUUCAACAGAUUAAACAAUUAAGGAAGCCUGCACGUGACGCAUCCUUGCCCCCUAAGCCUGCGCGCGGCGCAUCCUUACCACCUUCAUGGACUCAGGUGAGCGAGAGGAAGAGGCGCUGCCAAAGUGUGACCUUGGAGACUUGUGAAAGCUCCUAA